UACAGACAUUUCCCUGCGGUGAAUUAGACUGAAGAAACAGGGAACACUCAAAGACUGAACGUCUGCCUGUCAUUUUUGGAAGGAUGGCAACAUUCCCAAUGGAAGAACCCAUGUGCCUGAUAGAAAACCAGGAAAGUAAAGGACUAACAGUUAACCAGGAGGCCUUACAGAUCUUAUUGGGAAUCACUCAGCCUGUGGUGGUUGUGGCGAUUGUUGGGAAAUAUCGAACUGGGAAAUCCUAUCUUAUGAACAAACUGGCAGGAGGCAAGAAUGGCUUUGAACUCGGAUCGACUAUCCAGUCAAAGACUAAAGGGAUUUGGAUGUGGUGUGUUCCUCACCCUACCAAACAAGGACAUGCCCUAGUUUUAUUGGACACAGAGGGGUUGGGGGAUGUGGAGAAGGGAGACAGCAAGAAUGAUGCAUGGAUCUUCUCCCUGGCCAUCUUACUCAGCAGCUCUCUGGUGUACAACAGCUUGGGGACAAUUGAUCAACAAGCCAUGGAUAAUCUACAUUACGUGACAGAACUAACCGAGCGCAUAAAAGUGAAAUCACCUGAAGGACAAGCAACGGAAGAGGAUGAAUCUGGAGAAUUUAAAAGGUUCUUCCCAUCAUUCAUUUGGUGCGUGAGGGACUUUACGCUAAAGUUAGAGAAGAAAGAUGUGCCAAUCACCGAGGAUCAAUAUUUACUAGAUGCACUGGAAUUAAAGAAUGGUGUUAGCAAAAGGGUGCAAGACUACAACCUCCCGCGACGGUGCAUCCAACAUUACUUUCAUUCCCACAAAUGUUUUGUGUUUGACCGGCCAGCUUCAACAUCGGAUUCUCUCCAAAGACUGGAAGAACUCCAGGAAUCAGAAUUAGAGCCUGAAUUUGUAAAGAAAACCACAACGUUUUGUUCUUACAUUUAUGAGAAAUGUAAUGCUAAGGUUCUUGUGGGCGGAUACACAGUGACAGGGAGAUUGCUGGGCAAUCUGGCCGUGUCAUAUACAGAGGCAAUACGGAGUGGUUCUAUCCCCUGUAUGGAGAACGCAGUAAUUGCCCUGGCACAGAUUGAGAAUUCUAGAGCCGUGCAGAAAGCUCUGGCCAAGUAUGAGGAAGAGAUGAGCAAGAACAUUGGCAAAUUCCCUACAGAGACACAGGAAGAGUUUCUCAAUAGUCACCAGGAAUGUGAAAAAGAAGCAACAAAGGUCUUUAUGGGCCUUUCCUUCAAGGAUGAGAACCUGGAAUAUCAGAAACAGCUCAUUCAUGAACUGGCAGAGAAAAAGUCCAAAUAUUCUCUAUACAACGAAGAGGAAUCUGCCAAAAAGUGCAAAGCCAUUCUACAGAAACUGAGUGAGAGUCUGGAGAGAGAUAUAUCAGAGGGGAAAUUCUCCAAACCUGGUGGAUAUAAACAGUUCCUUGCAGAGAAGAACUCGCUGGUUGAGGAAUACAAUAAAACCAAUGACAAGGGGCUUAAAGCUCUAGAAAUACUACAGGAAUUUCUCACUGAAAAGGAAAAUGUAGAAGCGGCGAUUUUACAGGCAGACCAGUCCCUUACAGAUAAGGAAAAGGAAAUAGAAGAACAGAGAGCCCAGACAGAAGCAGCUGAGAGGGAAAAACAAAUAGUGGAGGAAAAGAACAGACGUUUAGAGGAAGAAAUGGAGAAUCAGAAGAAAUGCCUGGAAGAUCAUCAGAAAAUGCUAGAGGAGAAGAUGGAAGAGGAGAAGAAAAAGAUCAUAGAGCAAAACGAAUGGAUGAUAAAGGAGAAGCUAAAGGAACAAGAAGACAUGAUGAGUAAAAGAUUUCAUGAAGAAUCCGAAAUGCUGAAAGAGCAAAUCAAAGAUCUGAAGAAACAAAAUACUGCGGCUGGUGGUAGGUCUCUGGUUGGGGACAUUCUUGCCGCUGUUCUACUGCCCAUCGCAUUGGCAGGACAAAGCACUAAAACAUCAGAAACUGAGGAAUUCUGCCCUUCAAACUGUUAUGCAGGUAGAGGAAGAGGCUGCAAUAAAAGAUGCUGAACAAUCAGAUCAGACGAGAUGAAAUAGGAGAUACAAGUUCCCCUAUUUGAAGAGCUUCUGCUUCUGUAUUUUUUGUUGUUGUUGAAUUGUCACCGCUCAAGUGAUGAUUGUUUUGUGCGUAACAAAGAUUAUGAACCCUGUCCCUAUAGCUGCUUCGCAAAACUUAGAGAAAGACCCCAGUGUGGGAAAAACCCCUCUGCUGGAAAGUAUCACUUUGGAGCUCAGUGGUCUCUGUGUGCACCGGAAAUGCAAGUGAUGCAGGUGAUUCAGAGCUUGGCGUACUCUUUAGACUAUUUUAAUCCUUUCUCUGCAUGAAUUACAAAUGUAAAUCUCCCACAAGUGUCUACCCCUCGGCUUUGUUAUUAAAUAUCAUACAGUACAAAGUAA
Molecule: messenger RNA, 2381 nt
Organism: Xenopus laevis (African clawed frog)
Lineage: Eukaryota; Metazoa; Chordata; Amphibia; Anura; Pipidae
Product: guanylate-binding protein 1-like
Exons: 13
Coding region: 84-1994 (636 amino acids)
Source: RefSeq, a predicted model, not a curated record